AUGAAGCUGACCGCCAUCCUCGCCGCUAUCUCCCUCUCUUCCAUCGUCGCCGCGGCCCCUGUACCGACCGAAUCGCGCCGAGGAUUCAUCCCCAAGCCAAUGGACCUGAUUGAGAUGAUGUAUCCUCACUCAGGAAUUCCCAAGCUCGCGGGCAAACUUGAGAAAGAUUUGAAUAUCUAGUUCAUUGCAGACGUCCACUCGUAG
Molecule: messenger RNA, 204 nt
Organism: Penicillium cataractarum
Lineage: Eukaryota; Fungi; Ascomycota; Eurotiomycetes; Eurotiales; Aspergillaceae
Exons: 2
Coding region: 1-180 (59 amino acids)
Source: RefSeq, a predicted model, not a curated record